Acaulospora morrowiae is the source of this 174-nucleotide messenger RNA. The record is from the annotation of a GenBank genome assembly. NCBI's taxonomy places the organism in Eukaryota, Fungi, Glomeromycota, Glomeromycetes, Diversisporales, Acaulosporaceae.
AAAUUAAAGAUUAAGAUUGAAGAUCCUCCAGGAAGAAAACAUAUGGUGUUCCUUGGCGGUGCAGUAUUAGCGAAUAUAAUGAAAGAUAAACAGUCUUGGUGGAUUACCAAGCAAGAAUGGGAAGAAGAGGGUGCUCGUGCCUUGGAUAAAUUAGAAAUUCGUGGGGCCGCUUAA